CACUGACUCAUGGGACAGAGUCACAGAGUUUAAUAGCAAUGCUGUAAUCUAAACAAACAGCCCAUUUCUAGAAAGAUCUGAAGUUUAGGAACGAUUUGUUAAGAAUAAAGUCAUAAGCACACAAAUCCUCAUUAACGCUAUUUACAUUUUAAAUCUGGUGUCAGCAGGGAUAGCGAGCUAUUGCCUGCAUCCACAGACUGUACGGGAGCGUCUCUUUCUCUCACUCACACACACACACACAUCCUUCCUGGAUGGUCUGUUAAUACAGUAACCUCACAGUUAAAAAUGCACUUAAAAAUGCUCCAAAAGGCUCCAACAGCACAAAUACAGUCCAGCUGUCCAGUUAGCAGACAGCUAGCAGCUACACCAGCCUGGGUGAUCAUCCACUUGCCAGUCAAAGAGACCACGCCCCCUGAUUUAUACAGGUGAGUUUAGGAACCAUCCUCCCCCCUUGGAGUUGUUAUAAAGGAGGAAAUUAUCUAUAGAGACAUGAUGAGUUUGUGUAUCAGGCUUUAAGCAUGUUUAUUUCUGCUGCAAAGUUUUAACAUGGGAGUUUACGGGCACUGACUCACUGCUGCCACUGCUGGACUUCAGAGGAACUGCAGGGAUCUGUCUGCAAUUACUCUCAGUGCCAACAGGGGGAGCUUCAGGAUUGAAGUUUAAAUGUUUGUGCUCUAACUUUCAUAAAGUGAAAAUAUUCCAGAGGAAUGUGUGAUGGGUUGAGAUCUAUCAGGCCGAACUGUUCUGAGAUUAAAUUAUUCAUCUUGUUUUUGACCAUAUUGUUUCAUUUUCUGACUUCCUGUCUCUCAUUGUGACGUUAAAUGUUGUGAGGAGGCUCUUGUUUGUUUUUUCUUCACUCAGCUGAUGAUAGGCGGAACCUAACCCCUCCCUGCACACAAAGCUCCCUCCCCCUCCCCCCGGGCUGGCUCUCUGAUGACGGCAGCACUUCCUGAAACACCUGGACAGGUGAACAGCUACGGUGUUGACCUACCUGUCGGGCUGUGACCUGCUACAGGAUGAAAAUAGACCUCGCCGGCGGCCUAAGCGUUGAAACUCAACAUCUGUACGGUUGAACCUCAGACGGCUGAAAGGAAGACGUCUGAUUUCAGGAUGAGUGACUCUAUGAAGACUCAGCUGGUGAGCUCCAUCUAUCUGCAGGAGGUGGAACUGCAGGAGAAACCUGCUGACGACAAGCAGGACAGCAAGAACAGCAACAAUGCAGAUAAAACGUUCACAGUGGAGGAUGCCGUGGAGAAAAUCGGCUUCGGGCGUUUUCACAUUCUGCUGUUUGUCAUCAUGGGGAGCUCCAACAUCGUGGAGGCGAUGGAGAUCAUGUUGUUAGCUGUGGUUUCUCCGGAGAUUCGAUGUGAGUGGCGUCUGGAAGACUGGCAGGUGGCACUCGUCUCCACUAUGGUUUUUCUGGGCUUCAUGGUUUGUGGAGUGUUGGGAGGAUACAUCGCCGACCGAUACGGACGCUGGAAGGUCGUGGUCGGUGGCUUCGUGUGGAGUGCGUACUUCUCGCUGCUCACGUCAUUCGCACCGUCGUACGGUUGGUUCAUCUUCCUGCGUGCCAUGGUGGGCUGCGGCGUCGCAGGAGUGUCGCAGGGGUUUGUGCUGAAGACCGAGUUCAUCCCGGCGAAGUAUCGAGCCAUCCUGCUGCCUCUGGCCACCAUAUUCUGGAUGCUGGGCUCCAUGCUUAUCAUCAUUCUGGGUAUGCUGGUGGUUCCAACUUGGGGCUGGAGGUGGAUGAUACGGAUCUCUGUCACGCCCAGUAUCAUCCUCAUCUUCCUCUUUAAGUUUAUUCCUGAGUCGGCUCGUUACAACGUAUCAGCAGGAAAGACUGAGGCUGCCAUGAAAACGCUGCACUGGAUUGCUAAAAUGAACCGAGCUUCUCUUCCGCCAGGACGACUCGUGGAGCCCAUUACGAGAGAAAGAGGCAGCUGGAGAAUUCUGCUCAGCCCAUCAUUCAGGAGGACAUCUGUACUGCUCUGGUACUCAUGGUUUGUGGCAUCGUUUAUAUACUACGGCUCAGUGCUGAGCAGUUCAGAGCUGUUGGAGAAGAACCUGUUGUGUGUGAUCGAUGCCGAUAAAGAGCAUCAGGUCAAACAUCGCCAUGAGGACGGACUGUGUUACUGCAUCCCCUUUGGGUACAGUGACUACCAGACUCUGCUUAUCAGCUGCCUUGGAGAGGUCGCAUUGGUCCCAGCAAACAUCGCUCUGCUUAACGUGUUUGGACGCAAGAUGACUCUGACCGUACUGCAGCUGCUAGCAGCCUUUUUCUUUAUGAUACUCAACAUUUGCUCCACUAUGUUUGGCUUCACGGUGCUGCUGUUUCUGCUGCGGUCUCUGGUCUCCAUGAACUUUAAUGUGGUUUACAUCUACACGGCAGAGGUGUACCCCACGGUGGCGCGCUCUCUGGGGAUGGGUUUCUGUACGUCGUUCAGUCGGAUCGGAGGAAUGAUCGCUCCGUUCAUUGCUCAGGUGCUGAUGUCUCAGUCGGUGAUUCUGGCUCUCUGUCCGUUCGCUGUGGCCUGUGUGCUCUGCGCUCUAGGAAACUUCCUGAUGCCGAUAGAAACCAAAGGACGAGCUCUGCUGCAAAACUCCUGAUGGUGUCUCUGAACAAACUGCUGCUCUUUGUUAUUUUAUUUUGGUUACAUGUGUAAAGACUUUAAAUAUGUUACUGACCUCAGGUGUUGCUGUGCCUUCAUUAACAGCUCAAAGGGAAUGAAUGAGUUUGUUAGCAUCAGUGAAGGAAACCUUACAUUGUUCAGGUUGUCAGGCCAGUUCUGAGCUCGGUUUCUCUGGUUUUUGUAGGAUUAUCUUUCACCUCCUCCUGCACUUCACAUGAAUCAGCUGUGACUUUAUGCUUAAAAGAUUCAACAGUAUAACAAUGUAACAUUAUUUCUGGCUUUUUGUAUGCAAAUAAUAAUAAUUGUAUUUUAUAAACAUAUCCAGAAGUAUGUUAGUAGUACAGUAGGCUCUAACAGUAAUUCUGUAUGCUGAUUAAUAAACUCCAACUAGGGAACAAAGUGUUUGUGUGAGAUAU
Messenger RNA from Oreochromis niloticus (Nile tilapia), 3046 nucleotides. It is a transcript of the gene svopl, whose product is annotated as SVOP-like. The transcript has 16 exons. Gene Ontology annotation, cellular component: membrane. Gene Ontology annotation, biological process: transmembrane transport. The record is from RefSeq and is a predicted model, not a curated record. NCBI's taxonomy places the organism in Eukaryota, Metazoa, Chordata, Actinopteri, Cichliformes, Cichlidae. Gene Ontology annotation, molecular function: transmembrane transporter activity. Bases 1111 to 2607 code for a protein of 498 amino acids.